Molecule: messenger RNA, 2734 nt
Organism: Thermothelomyces thermophilus ATCC 42464
Lineage: Eukaryota; Fungi; Ascomycota; Sordariomycetes; Sordariales; Chaetomiaceae
Exons: 10
Coding region: 1-2622 (873 amino acids)
Molecular function (GO): RNA helicase activity; ATP binding; nucleic acid binding
Source: RefSeq, a predicted model, not a curated record
AUGGCUGAACCCACCGGCCUCGUUGCCAAGUCGGGCAUUGAACUCUUGACCUUUGGCACCCCUAACGGCUUCAAAGCUUCUAUCCUGUUGGAGGAGCUGAAAGAAGCCUACGGCAAGGAGUACACCUACCAGUCCAUCAACAUCAGCAAGAACACCCAGAAGGAGCCCUGGUACACGGCGCUCAACCCCAAUGGGCGCAUCCCGACCAUCAUCGACCACGAUCGCAACGGCUUCGCCGUCUUUGAGGGGUUGGCCAUCCUGACCUACCUCACGCGCCACUAUGACCCGGAGUACAAGUUCAGCUUUCCGGUCGACUCGGACGACUACUCGGUCGCCGAGCAGUGGAUCUCCUGGCAACACGGCGGGAUAGGUCCCAUGCAAGGCCAAGCGGGACACUUCCUCCGCGCGGCUCCUGAGAAGAUCGCCUGGGGCAUCACGCGCUACGUUGGCGAGACAGAGCGGCUGUACGGCAUCCUCAACGCGCGGCUCGCCGAUCGCGACUACAUCGUUGGCCCGGGCAGGGGCAAGUACAGUAUCGCCGACAUCAGCUUGAUUGGGUGGGUCAAUGCCAGCCUGUACGCGGGCAUCGACCUCGCGUCCCAGUUCCCCAACGUGAGGGCUUGGCUCGACAGGCUACUGGCGAGGCCGGCCGUGCAGAAGGGCCUCACCGUGCCUAGCGGGCAGCCGUCGCGCUUCAGCGUCCCCACCGCCGAGAGGGCUCUGAAGGGCGAGCCGGGGCUCGAGGACGUCAAGGAUUCGUUGGAGGCGACGAAGAAGCUGGUCGCCGACGCGAAGGAGAAGUACAACUACAAAUUGUCAGAACGGAAACUGGACAAGAACGAUGAGCCCGUGGCGGCCGCGCCCGAGCCCGAAACCGAGACCGAGCCCAAGACGGAAAGCAAGCCUAGCCAACCCGAGAAACAAGCAGCCGAAACGGAACCCUCGUUCGCCGAACUUGGCCUCGACCCGCGUCUGGUGCAGGCCAUUGCAAAGCAGAACUUCGAAAAGCCCACCCUCGUCCAGCGCAAGGCCAUUCCGCUCGCCCUGAAAGGACAAGAUGUGCUGUGCAAAGCCAAGACGGGUUCCGGGAAGACGGCAGCCUACGUGCUCCCCGUUCUUUCCACCAUCUUGAAGCGCAAAGCCGUCGAUCCCACCCCCUUCACCGCCGCGCUCAUCCUCGUCCCCACCCGCGAGCUCGCCGACCAGGUCUUCAAGGCCAUCGAGCAGUUCUCGGCCUUCUGCGCCAAGGACAUCCACGCCGCCAGGCUGACCGAGAAUGUGUCCGACGCCGUCCAGCGCUCGCUCCUCGCCAACGUCCCAGACGUGGUCGUCUCCACCCCCGCCCGCGCCUGGCACAGCGUCAGCUCGUCCGCCCUCUCCCUCGCGAAGCUGCAGCACCUCGUCCUUGACGAGGCCGACCUGGUACUGUCGUACGGCUACGACGAGGACAUGGAGAACAUCUCGCGCUCGCUGCCCAAGGGCGUCCAGACCAUCAUGAUGAGCGCCACCCUGUCCGCCGAGCUGGACGCGCUCAAGGGCAUCUUCUGCCGCAACCCGACCGUGCUGGAUCUGCACGAGGAGUUCGGAGCCGAGGACGAGAAGCUGACACAGUUCUACGUCAAGUGCUCGGAGGAAGACAAGUGGCUGAUCUCGUACCUCAUCUUCAAGCUCCAGCUCAUCAAGGGCCCCUGUCUCAUCUUUGUCGCCGACAUUGAUCGCUCGUACCGGUUGAAGCUCUUCUUUGAGCAGUUUAGCAUCAGGAGCUGCGUCCUCAACUCGGAGCUGCCGAUCAAUACUCGGAUCAAGAUCAUCGAGGAAUUCAACCGGGGGAUAUACGACAUCAUUAUCGCCUCGGACGAGAAGAGCGAGCUGUUUGGAGACGAGGCUGCGGAUGCGGAAGAAGAAAAGAAGAAGAAGAAGCAGAAGCAGAAGUCGAAUUCCAAUGACGAGGCGGAGAAGAAGGACGAGGGCGCAGAGCAACCAAAGAAGAAGCGGCGGUAUAAAAAGGACGAAGAAUACGGCGUGUCUCGAGGACGCACCGCCAGGGCAGGGCGCGCCGGUAUCGCGCUCUCCUUCGUCGUUCCCAAGGAACUUCAUGGCAAGCACAAGCCAACCACCAUCAAGAGCACCGAGAAGGACGAAAAGGUCCUGGCUAAGGUCAUGCGCCAACAGGCGAAGCUCAACCGGAAACUGGAGCCGUACAACUUCAACAAGUCGCAGAUGGAGGCCUUCAGAUACCGCAUGAACGAUGCACUGCGCGCCGUCACAAAGGUGGCGAUCCGGGAGGCGAGGACGAAGGAACUACGGCAAGAGCUCCUGAGGAGCGAGGCGUUGAAGCGCUACUUCGAGGAGAACCCGACCGAGCUCGCCCACCUGAGGCACGACGGGGAACUGGGCCAUGCCACACGGCAGCAGCCACAUCUCAAGCACGUCCCAGACUACCUGCUCCCGAAGGAAGGGAAGAAGGCGUUGGCGUCGGAGCAGAUCGGCUUCGUGCCGCUCAAGAAGCUAGACGGGAAGGACAGGAGGCACCGAAAGGGCAAGCCCAAGGGCAGGUCGUUCAAGGUUGGCGGGAAAAAGGACCCGCUCAAGACGUUCAAGGUUCGGCGAAAGGCCAGGUGAAGAAGAGCUUGAGGCGAACCUUUUUUGUUUUGUUUUGUCCCAUUGGUUCCCGGUUCUUGUAUGGUACUUUUCUGAGUGGAGGCGCAUCAUUCAUACCCAGGUCCUUGAAGCA